AUGGCAUCGAUUGACCAAGUCCAAGCUGCCAAGGGCCAAGAUGCCCGUAACUCUCAAAAUCAGGUCCAAGACUCCGCAGUUUCUGUGACUAAUGAGGAUGAUCGAGACCUGCUGAAGCUUGGCUAUCGCUCGGUAUUGGCACGGAGCUGGGGCUCCUUCGAUAACUUCGCCUGCUCCUUCUCGGCGUUGAAUGUCAUCGGGGGUAUUCGUGUGUUGUUCUACAUCGCUCUCAGCGGCGGCGGUCCGGCGGCCAUAUGGAGCUCUUGGGUCUCCGGUAGCAUUUUGUCCGUUAUCACCGCCGCCUGUCUCGCCGAAGCUUGCUCGAGCUACCCUGCCGCAGGGUCGAUUUACUACUGGGCGUUCCGAUCCUGGGGAGGUGGUAAAGUCGGACGUUUCAUCUCGUUCCUGGUUGCUGCGUGGACACUGGUUGCGUGGACUGCAUUCCUCGCAAGUGACUCGUUCGGUGUGGCCAACUAUCUGAUCUCGGAGGUCGUGGUGUUUGACCCGAACACCAGCUUCCCCUAUGAAACCUCCGAUGUCCGCGCACGCGCCGUGGCUUGGGUCUUCUCUCUGCUGUUCUUGGGCAUUGCCACUUCGUUGAACUUCCUGCCUCCGCGCAUGUACUCCUGGGUGUUCCGCGCGGGUGUGACUGUGAUCAUCAUCGACAUGCUGCUCAAUUUCAUUUGGCUACCCAUCGGGGUGUCCAAAACUUACGGGUUCCAAUCGGCUGAAUAUGUCUUCACGUCCCAAUACAACGGUGGUGAGACCAGUCCUGGGUUGAACUGGGUUCUUUCUUGGUUCAUGGUCGGAAGCUGUCUCGUGGGACAGGAUGCAUCGGGCCACGUCGCUGAAGAGACUGUUUCGGCCAAAAGGGCAGCUGCCAAAGGAAUCUUCUGGGCGACAGUGGCUUCUGCACUGUGCGGUUUCCCAAUCAUCAUUCUGUUCCUGUUCUGCAUGCCUCCAAUCGAGACAUUUUACGACACCGCUGUCCCCCAGCCAUUCAUCAACAUGUACGCUAUGGCGCUUGGUCCUCAUGCCCAUGUGGUUGCAACCAUCGUUGCGAUGAUCGGCGCAAUUCUGAAUACCUCCAUCUCCUUGGUUGCUGUCUCGCGACUUGUCUUCGCUGUCGCCCGCGAUGGAGUAUUCCCAUUCAGCGACGUGCUUUCACGUGUUUCGAAGUCAAAGCAGCCCCACAACGCUGUCAUUUUCAUUUCGACUAUUGCCGCUCUUCUGUUGUGCACCCAGCUCCCAUCUCAGGUCGCCUUCUCCAGCCUGAUCUCCACUUCAGCUGCAGGCUCGUUGGCCGCCUACGGCCUGGUGGGGAUCGGCCGUGCCUUCAUCACGCGCAAGACUUUCCGUCCUGGCUUCUGGGACUUGGGACGUUUUGGCGUGGCUGCUGCAGUGGUCACAUUCAUGUGGAAUGGGUUCGCAUUCGCUGUCCUCUGCGCCCCAACAUACUCGAACGCCGCGAUUGACGAGGACUCCAGUCUCUUCAAUUAUGCGAUUGUGAUCAUGGGUGGUGUUACGAUCCUCGCUAUUGCGGAGUGGUGGCGCAAGUCCAACGACGAUUGGUUCACCCAUCUCAAGAUCGUCGAUUCCGAUACCGAAACCACCAACUCCGACCGCGAGGAGAAGCCUGAGCCGUCCACCGCCGCCGUUUAG
Messenger RNA from Penicillium brevicompactum, 1662 nucleotides. RefSeq lists its product as uncharacterized. The transcript has 2 exons. Gene Ontology annotation, biological process: transmembrane transport. Gene Ontology annotation, cellular component: membrane. The record is from RefSeq and is a predicted model, not a curated record. Bases 1 to 1662 code for a protein of 553 amino acids. Lineage: Eukaryota; Fungi; Ascomycota; Eurotiomycetes; Eurotiales; Aspergillaceae. Gene Ontology annotation, molecular function: transmembrane transporter activity.